Molecule: messenger RNA, 1196 nt
Organism: Bursaphelenchus okinawaensis
Lineage: Eukaryota; Metazoa; Nematoda; Chromadorea; Rhabditida; Aphelenchoididae
Source: the annotation of a GenBank genome assembly
AUGGGAAAUGAAGCUUCAACUUUAGUGACGACUGAUGAGAAGAUUCUGAACGAAGCGAAGGCUGGAUUUAAUCAAUUCCCGGCGGAAUGGAUUCAAGAACUGAAAGAUGACAAGAUUAGUUUUGAAUGCAGUUUUGGACUAAAUGGUACGGUUAGGAGAUCUGUGGCUGAAGGUAAUUAUAAUACAGUACUUUUUUAUUGUGUUUUCACAGGUUUAACCUUAAAAUUUGUAGAGAAUGAAUUGAAUGAGCUUCUUACAUCAUCAACCCAAUCAUCGACCGCAUGUUCGGUCUUAAAUGCCACGAAAAGUGUCCAUCCUCGCAUCACAAAGCCUCCUGAUACUCGGAUGUCCACUGGUCUUUGUAUGGACUUUGAUCCAUAUUAUUACGAUCCAUAUUGCUAUGACCCAUUCUACGGUCCAUGCUACGAAAUCUACGAGCCCUGUUAUUCCCCAUGCAUGGGUAUUGGAUAUGUCCCGCCUCCAGUUGUUGUUGGAGCUCCCAUGGUAGUGCAACAACCACAGUAUGUCCAAGGUGGUCAGUACGCACAACAACAGCAGCAAUAUGCUGGACAAGGACAGGGUCAUGAAGUGGAAGGAGUACGCAAGAGAUUCUAUAUUAAGGAUCCAGAUGCUCCUGGAGGAAUGAGAGAAGUUACAGAAGAAGCUAUCAAACGUAGGCUUAUUGAAACAUUUGUAGGAUUUUUGUUAAAAACCUACAAUAAGGUUUUUAAUAAUAAGUUAUUCAACUUACAGAAGGGAAAUACAAAUUGGUUAAAAGACUUGAGGGUCCAGAGAUUUCCGCCAAACCGAAAAAACAAAAAUCGAAGAAGUAUAUGAUCAAAGAUCCAGAUGCACCAGGAGGGCUACGGGAAGUUAGUGAAGAUGAGGUCAAACGUAUGUUUGUUGACGUUUUCUAGUUAGCAUAGAGAACCGUCUUAUACAGCUGACAAGCCUACGAACUAAUCUAUCUAACUAAUAAUCAAUUUUUAAAUAUUUUAGAAGGAAAGUAUAAGCUAACGAAAAAGUCCCCGGAACCAGAAAACGUUCCGGAAGCAUUUGAAGAUGACAUCGCACCUCAACAAAAGCAAUAUCCUCGAGUUCAACGACAACCAAUUCAACAAUAUGAGAUGCAACAGCAAUAUCAGCAACGACAGCAGCAACGAACGAAGAAAAGUAAAUGUUGCGGAUGUUGUUGA